UAACUUCGCUGCAGUAACUUCUUUCUUUUUUACACAUCAUUUUGCACAUCGUUUUGUGUAUACAUAUACAUCUUGAUGUAGUAAUUUGGUGAAAUAUUCUGACUUUCACUGUGUGAUAGAAAAAAAACUUAUUGUCACAAAGUGCCGUUUAUGUGAAGUUCCAGACCGCGAGAUUUAUAUGACGAAUAUUGCGUCUUUGUUUCUUAUCCUUGAUCUUGUUUUUCUCCUCAGAAUUCGCGAAGGACAACGUAUAUAGAUACACGUAUUGAAUAUAUCAUCGCGCUCUCUUGCAUCUCAAGACGGAAUUGCUCCAAGUGGCGACGCGAUCGCGCCGGUAAUAAUUAGCACGAGGUGCGUGUGCUACAUCACGAGACUUUUUAGGGGGGAAUUGAUUAUAUAUAGUAGAGGAAUCGUCUUGAUUCAUCAUCAACUCUUGUUUUAACAAGCGUUAAGGUAAUCUACAGUUUCAAUCGAGUCUCAACUGUGCAUCCAACGUCACUGAUACAAGCCUUCAACAUGGGAGUUGAACGAAAGAUGUCAGAAAAAAGUCCGGAAAUGAGAGAAACUGCCGCAAGGAUUUGUCGAGAUUACUUGCAUGGUGUUUGGAAGCACGUUACAGCAGAAAAUAUUGUACUGAAACGUAUUAGUGGUGGUCUUAGUAACUGGUUAUACAACGUUGAGCUUCCGGAAGGAGCAGUUCCAAUUAGAGGAGAACCUCGUCAGGUUCUGAUACGUCUAUAUGGGCAGAUACACGGAGAGAGAGCCUUGGAGGGGUUGAUUACAGAAUCUGUUAUAUUCACGUUACUUUCGGAAAGGAGAUUGGGUCCUAAGUUGCAUGGAGUGUUUCCAGGUGGUCGUAUAGAAGAGUAUAUUCCUGCCCGGCCUUUGCUCACGAAAGAACUGGCAGAUCCGAUACUGAGUUCGCUCAUUGCACAGAAAAUGGGACAAAUACACAUGAUGCAGAUACCAAUCAGCAAAGAACCUUCGUGGAUAUGGGACACAAUGAACAAUUGGCUUAACACGGCGACAGACAUCCUCGAAAACACCGAGGACAUCGAUGCUCGGCAUCUGGAGAACAUUCGCAUAAUAAAACGCAUAGACUUGGAACGUGAAAUCAAAUGGUUUAGGUCAUUCGUAACGCAACAAAAAUAUCCGGUCACAUUUUGCCACAACGACAUGCAAGAGGGCAAUAUACUUCUGCGUCAAAAUACGCGAAAGCCUGAAUUGGUACUCAUCGACUUCGAGUAUUGUUCCUACAAUUAUCGAGGAUUCGAUAUCGCCAAUCAUUUCAUGGAAUGGCAAUACGAUUACACGACACCAGAAUAUCCUUUCUUUCACGAACAUCCUGCAAGUGGUCCUACAAAGGAGCAGAAGCUUGACUUCAUAAGAACGUACCUGAAAACGGUGGGAAAGGAAGGAUCUGCGGAAGAAGAACGCGUCAUGAUGGAAGUGAGGGUAUUUUCACUAGCUAGUCACUUAUUUUGGGGCCUCUGGAGUAUCGUGAAUGCAAAACUAUCACAAAUUCCGUUUGGUUAUUGGGAUUACGCUGUCUGUAGAUUAAAGAACUAUAUGGACUUGAAAGAGAAAAUUCUAGUCUAUAGACCAUUAGAUUUGCACAAUAUCAAAAAAUUGAAAGAUAUAGAUUGAAAGAAUAAGGUGAUCCGCCAUUGUGAAAAUGGGGGAAGAAAAUGCAUUUGCAAUUUACUAAUAUCUCGCUACAUAAGUAGACAGCUUUACUUCUUUGAUGUUCCAACGAUAUUAUUAAGUUUUAAUAAGCAGCGAGGGAAAGAGAGGAGAGAGAAAAAAGCAAUCAUUUAACAAAAUUAUUCACAAAAGGGGAUUUUGCUGUUUCUUCGUGUAGGAGCAUUAAAGUAAUAUACAUGCAAACAUCAAGAAAUUUUAAUGAAAGGAAAGUCAACUAUGUGAUAUAGAAUAAGCAUGUACUCUUAAAUUUUCAUGACUUUAUUUAAUACCUUGUUAUUCUUUCUUUUGUCUUCUAUCUAAUGAAAUAGAAAAGAUUUAACAAAAACUUGAGGAACGUAUAUAUGUAAUGUAUUUUCACGAAUUUUCAAAUAAAAAUAUUUAAGUUUUUGUUUUUA
Messenger RNA from Pseudomyrmex gracilis, 2099 nucleotides. RefSeq names its product choline/ethanolamine kinase. Gene Ontology annotation, cellular component: cytoplasm. Gene Ontology annotation, molecular function: ethanolamine kinase activity; choline kinase activity. Lineage: Eukaryota; Metazoa; Arthropoda; Insecta; Hymenoptera; Formicidae. The record is from RefSeq and is a predicted model, not a curated record. Gene Ontology annotation, biological process: CDP-choline pathway; phosphatidylethanolamine biosynthetic process. The transcript has 6 exons. The coding region runs from base 517 to 1647 and encodes 376 amino acids.